Molecule: messenger RNA, 693 nt
Organism: Mercurialis annua (annual mercury)
Lineage: Eukaryota; Viridiplantae; Streptophyta; Magnoliopsida; Malpighiales; Euphorbiaceae
Product: 50S ribosomal protein L34, chloroplastic
Exons: 2
Coding region: 52-528 (158 amino acids)
Biological process (GO): translation
Cellular component (GO): mitochondrial large ribosomal subunit; ribosome
Molecular function (GO): structural constituent of ribosome
Source: RefSeq, a predicted model, not a curated record
CCAGGUUCAAACGGAUAAGAAUACAAUCAACAAGAACACAGAUACAAAAAAAUGGCAGCUUCACUGUCAACAACAGCACCACCGCCAUGGAUGUCGACAAGCAGAACUCAACAAGCCACUCGCAGCCCAUCAGCUUCUUUAUCUAUCUCAACUGCCACACGGCCCAGAACCAAUUUCUCAGCGAGUGUUAUGAGUAACUCCACGCCACGCUCAGGGUUGCUGCACUGCUCUUUUUUAUCUUCUUCCUCGUCUCUGUCUCUUCCAUCUUCUUUCUCAGGGUUAUCAUUGGGAUUGGAUUUGAAUUCUAGCACUGCGUUAAGAAAGGCGAGAGGCUAUGGCCUUGUGGUGAGAGCUGGAAAGGCUGCUCUUUGCCAAACAAAGAGGAGCAGAUCGCGGAAGUCACUAGCCCGGACUCAUGGUUUCCGUCGAAGGAUGAAAACCACCAGCGGAAGAGCGAUAUUGAAACGUCGACGUGCAAAGGGAAGAAAGAUCCUCUGCACCAAGACCAACCCUAAUUCGGGAAAAUAACGUGCCUGAUUGUUCACCUUUGAGUCAGUACAAUGGGCUGAUGUAAGCAAAUUCAAAGCCUGCUGAUUUUUUUUGUAAUCUCAUUGUUAAGUUUGCCAUAUUUUGUUUUAUCGGUACUAUUCUGAUUUUUCAUGUGUAAAAUGCAGCCUACUGACUAUUUUUUUG